AUGACAUUAAACCUCACCAUCAACACGAGCAACCCACCCCUCGGGGCGCUUUUGGCAGCAGAGCAUGUGAAGGGGAGUGUGAAGCUGUCAGUGGAGGAAGGCAAAGACACCCGGCUUCACGUAUCAGAUGCAAUCCAGUUCAGUGAUGUGAACUCCAUCACUCGCUACUUGGCUCGGGUGGCCCCUGCCCUUGGCCUCUAUGGAGCCAACAUGAUGGAGCAGACUGAGGUCGACCACUGGUUGGAGUUCAGCGCUCGGCGUCUGUGCGGUCAGACUGGUCUGUCUGUGGCGCUGGGUGAACUGGACAAGGCCCUUUCCCUCCGGACCUUCCUGGUUGGACAUGCUGUCACCCUGGCUGACCUCUGCGUCUGGGCUGCUCUCAAAGGUCAUGUGGAAUGGCCCAGCCAGGCUAAAUCUUUCUCCCAUGUCAACCGCUGGUUUUCCUUCCUGGGCUCCCAGGUUCCCUUCACUGCUGUGGGCACGAAGUGGGCCACCAGGAAAGCCCCACCACAGAAGUCCAAUUCUGAGGAGAAGGAGAAGAAGCAGGAUGUUGGGAAGUUCGUGGACCUGCCGGGAGCUGAGAUGGGCAAGGUGGUGGUUCGAUUCCCUCCUGAGGCCAGCGGCUACCUUCAUAUCGGCCAUGCCAAGGCUGCCCUGCUCAACCAGCACUACCAGGUCACGUUUAAAGGCAAGCUCAUCAUGCGCUUUGAUGACACAAACCCUGAGAAAGAGAAGGAGGACUUUGAGAAGGUGAUUCUGGAGGAUGUUGCGAUGCUGCAGAUCCAUCCAGACCAGUUCACCUACACCAGCGACCAUUUUCCCACCAUCCUGCGCAUGGGUGAGCAGCUGCUCGCCGAGGACAAGGCUUACAUCGAUGACACGCCUCCAGAGCAAAUGAAGCAGGAGAGAGAGCAGCGCAUCGAGUCCAAAUGCCGCAGCAACACGGUGGAGCAGAACAUGAAGAUGUGGUCGGAGAUGAAGGCAGGCUCAGAGUAUGGUCAGACCUGCUGUAUGAGGGCCAAGAUUGACAUGAACUCCAAUAAUGGCUGCAUGAGAGACCCCACACUCUACCGCUGCAAGAACACCCCACACCCUCGCACCGGGAGCACCUACAAGGUGUACCCAACAUAUGACUUCGCCUGCCCCAUCGUAGACAGCAUGGAGGGGGUGACCCACGCUCUCCGUACCACCGAGUACCACGACCGUGACGAGCAGUUCUACUGGGUGAUCAACGCCCUGCGCCUUAGGAAGCCCUACAUCUGGGAGUACGCACGCCUCAACCUCAACAACACCGUCCUCUCCAAACGGAAACUCACCUGGUUUGUCGACCAGGGAUAUGUUGAUGGAUGGGAUGAUCCUCGCUUCCCCACUGUCAGAGGAGUCCUGAGGAGAGGAAUGACUGUGGAGGGUCUCAAACAGUUCAUAGCAGCUCAGGGUGGAUCUAGGUCUGUGGUGAAUAUGGAAUGGGACAAGAUCUGGGCCUUCAACAAGAAGGUCAUUGAUCCAGUCGCUCCAAGGUACACAGCUCUGUCCAGCUCCUAUGUUGUUCCUGUUUCAGUCCCAGAAGCCGCAGAGGAGAUGAAGGAGGCAGCCAAACACCCAAAGAAUGCAGAGGUGGGGAUGAAGGAGGUUUGGUAUGGACCUCGGGUUCUGGUUGAAGGUGCGGAUGCCGAGACAUUCUCAGAGGGAGAGGUGGUCACCUUCAUCAACUGGGGCAACCUCAUCAUCACCAAGAUCAACAAGGGCGCCAAUGGUAAGAUUUUGUCUUUGGAGGCUCGUCUAAACCUGGAGAACAAGGACUACAAGAAAACGACAAAGAUCACAUGGCUGGCUGACACGUCUAAUGCCCCACUGCUGCCCACCAUCUGCAUCAAUUACCAACCCCUCAUCUCCAAGGCUGUCCUCACCAAGGACGAUGAUUUCAAAGACUACAUUAAUAAAGAAAGCAAGCUGGAGGAAAAGAUGCUGGGAGAUCCAUGUCUCAAGAACCUGAAGAAGGGUGACAUCAUCCAACUCCAGAGGCGGGGCUUCUACAUCUGUGACCAGCCCUAUGAGCCAGUCAGUCCUAACAGCUGUAAGGAGAGCCCUUGUAUUCUGCUCUACAUUCCUGAUGGUCACACCAAGGAGAUGCCGACUGCCGGAUCCAAGGACAAGAAUAAACCCCAGACCUUGAACAACACACCUGCAUCCCCAGCUCCAGCCUCAGCCUCUGCCCCAGCUCCAGCCUCAGCUUCUGCCCCAGUUGGUGACCUCUUCUCCAGCAUCGUUGCUCAGGGUGAAGCUGUUCGGCAGCUGAAGGCAGCCAAGGCCCCCAAGGAUGAAGUGGACAAGGCUGUUCAGCAGCUGUUGGCUCUAAAGGCUCAGUUCAAGCAACAGACAGGGAUGGAGUACAAGCCAGGCAUGGCUCCCCCCACUUCUGCCCCAUCUGCCCCAUCUGCCCCAGCACCUGAUUCUGCCUCCUGUCCAUACACCCGUGUUGCCCAGCAGGGCGAGCUAGUCAGGAAACUGAAGGCUGAGAAGGCACCCAAGGAGCAGAUUGAUGUAGCAGUGAAGCAGCUCCUCGCUCUCAAGGCGGAGUUUAAACAGCUGACCGGUCAGGAGUAUAAGCCAGGGAUGUCCCCACCCACCCCUGCCUCCUCUGCCCCUGCUCCUGCCACCACCACCUCCUCCUCCUCCAGCUCUCACUCAGGCCUGUAUGAGCGGGUUGCCCAACAGGGGGAGGUUGUGAGGAAGCUCAAGUCUGACAAAGCCCCCAAGGACCAGGUGGAUGCAGCAGUGAAGCAGCUGCUGGCCCUGAAGGCAGAGUAUAAACAGGCCACAGGCCAGGAAUAUAAGCCUGGAGUCGCCCCUGUCCAGAGCAGCCCAGCUCCAGUCCAGAGCAGCCCUGCUCCGGCCCCGGCCGCCACUGGCCUGUAUGAAAAGGUCGCUGAGCAGGGAGAAGUGGUCAGGAAGCUCAAGGCUGAGAAAGCCCCUAAGGACCAGGUGGAUGCUGCAGUGAAGCAGUUGUUGGCUCUAAAGGCAGAGUACAAACAGCAGACUGGACAAGACUACAAACCAGGAUUACAGACCCCAGCUAGCCCCGCCCAGGCCAAGCCAGCCUCCGCCCCACAGGCCCAGGAGCUCUUCUCCCAGGUUGCCCAGCAGGGGGAGCUGGUGAGAAAGUUAAAAUCUGAGAAAGCCCCAAAGGAUCAGGUGGAUGAAGCUGUGAAGACCCUGCUCGCCCUGAAGAGCCAGUACAAGACACUAACUGGGGAGGAUUACAAACCAGUUAGUGCCGCUGGAGCAACUGGAGGGGAGGACAAAAACCGCAAGGAGAGAGAGAACAAGUCUGAGAAACAGGGGGGAGGAGGAGGAGGAGCUGGAGGAAAGAAGGGCAAGGGAGACAAAGCCGGCCAGGGCAAGGAGGCCUCAGGAGGUGCAGGAGGUGCAGGGGAGGGUCAAGGACCUAAGAAACAGACACGGUUGGGCCUUGAGGCCAAGAAAGAGGAAAACCUUGCUGACUGGUAUUCUCAGGUGAUCACUAAAGCAGAGAUGAUUGAGUACUAUGAUGUAAGUGGCUGCUAUGUGCUGCGACCCUGGUCCUUCGCCAUCUGGGAGGCCAUUAAAGAUUUCUUUGACCGGGAAAUUAAGAAGCUGGGCGUGGAAAACUGCUACUUCCCCAUGUUCGUGUCUCAGGCUGCCCUGGAGAAGGAGAAGUCCCACAUCGAGGACUUUGCUCCAGAGGUUGCCUGGGUUACUCGGUCAGGGAAGACGGAGCUGGCAGAGCCCAUUGCUGUCAGACCCACCAGCGAGACGGUGAUGUAUCCGGCCUACGCCAAAUGGGUCCAGUCCCACAGAGAUCUGCCAAUCAAACUCAACCAGUGGUGUAAUGUUGUGAGGUGGGAGUUUAAACACCCCCAGCCCUUCCUGAGGACCAGGGAGUUCCUGUGGCAGGAGGGACAUACAGCCUUCGCCACCAAAGAGGAGGCAGCUGAAGAGGUGCUGCAGAUCCUGGACUUGUAUGCCAGGGUGUACGAGGAGCUGAUGGCAAUCCCAGUAGUGAAGGGGAGGAAGACAGAGAAGGAGAAGUUUGCAGGAGGAGAUUACACCACCACUGUAGAGGCGUUCAUCUCUGCAAGCGGCCGAGCCAUCCAGGGUGCCACAUCUCACCAUCUGGGUCAGAACUUCUCCAAAAUGUUUGAGAUCGUGUUUGAGGAUCCAAAGAAGCCGGGUGAGAAGCAGUUUGCCUUCCAGAACUCCUGGGGAAUCACAACCAGAACCAUUGGAGUCCUCACCAUGGUCCACGGAGACAACAUGGGACUCGUACUACCACCCAGGGUGGCCUGCCUGCAGGUGAUCAUUAUCCCAUGUGGGAUCACCGCUUCCCUGUCAGAGGAGGACAAGGAGGCCCUGCUGGCCCAGUGCUCCAGGUACCUGAGCAGGCUGCAGGCCGCUGGCGUCAGGGUGAAGACUGACCUCAGAGACAACUACUCGCCAGGGUGGAAGUUCAACCACUGGGAGCUUAAGGGAGUUCCUAUCCGUGUGGAAGUCGGUCCCAAGGACAUGCAGCAGCAUCAGUGUGUGGCAGUGAGAAGAGACACGGGGGACAAGGUGACAAUUCCUGAGGCUGAAGUGGAGAAGAGGCUGCCUGCCAUGUUGGAGGACAUUCAGAACAACCUGUUCAGGAAAGCCUCUGAUGACCUGAAUAAACACAUGGUAGCUGCAGACACAAUGGAACAGUUCCAGAAAGAUCUCGACCAGGGCAGAAUUGUGCAGAUCCCAUUCUGUGGAGGCAUUGAGUGUGAGGAUUGGAUCAAGAAAACCACUGCCAAGGAUCAGGACCUAGAGCCUGGAGCUCCAUCCAUGGGAGCCAAGAGCCUCUGCAUCCCCUUCACCCCCCUGAAGACCCUGCAGCCUGGUCAGAUGUGUGUCAGUGGCAAGGAGCCCGCCCAGUACUACACCCUGUUUGGACGCAGCUACUGAAGCGCUGUGUCCAAAGAGAGUUGCUCUGCUGGAGGCAGGGGAGGAUGACCCUAGUGAUGAUGAUGAUGAUAAAUAUUAUAAUAUAAAAGAGCUUUCUUUCCUUCUCUCCUGUGGUUUCUUCAGCCUGUCUCUGAUCUCUUGUGUAACUGGGUUAUCAGGGGUGUUGGGUGUAACUGGGCAGUGGGAUAUAGACUGGGAAAAUGUUUUUUUAUAUACAUGUUUUCAUUAAUAUGUUAGACAUAAGGGAGUGAAGGUGAGGUAGUCUCUUUUACUUGACAGAAAAUGCUUAGAAGUACUCCUCCACCUCUCACAACCAGAAACCUCGAUGUUUCUUGAAGCUGGAGGAUGUGGUUUGUACUAAGCUGGAUAAUUACGAGCAGAAUCCAGGUAGAUAAUAGCAAAUCUGUCCUGUGUUCGGUUAGUUAGUUAACUUAUAGGUAACCACUAUUUGCAGUGUUAUUCUAAGCAACAUCUUGUUGGCUGGUAAAAUAUUGAAAAUGGCUGGUGGAUUUUGGAAACUACUUGGAUACAGAUUUUUCAGAAAUAGUUUCCUUUCUUAUACCUCAUAACAUUGCUAUCAGGCAGGGAAAAACAUCUCCAGCUUUGGUGUUUUUUCUUCCCUGACCUGAAAUUUCAGUCAUCACUUAUGCAAUGAGUGAGUUUUAGGACCCUUUUGCUGAUGAAGCCUAUUAUUAUUACCAUUGUACAGUUGCAACAACAGGGGCAUCAAGAGAAAAAUAAGCAUUUUCUUCAUUUCGGAAAAAUGUACUAUGUGAGAAUAAGUGCUCUUCGCCAGUCCAUCUUUCUCCCAGUCAAACUCUCUCAGGAUUUCUGCCGGCACUCAGCACUUGACGUUGGAUGCAUUGUCAUGGCUUUAACAACCCUCCUCUACCUGUAUGACUGUUGAGUGGCUCAUGGCUCACUGCUACAGGCAACUCAGCUCCACCAGAGCAAACUCAUGCAAAGCUGUUACAAACUGUCCAUGUAACUAAUAGCCUGUCCUGUAGCCUUCUCUCCCCUUAAUGAACUCUUAAAGCUUGUCCAUAAUAAAGGCACUCUGAAUUUC
Myripristis murdjan (pinecone soldierfish) is the source of this 6028-nucleotide messenger RNA. RefSeq names its product glutamyl-prolyl-tRNA synthetase 1 (gene eprs1). Gene Ontology annotation, molecular function: ATP binding; glutamate-tRNA ligase activity; proline-tRNA ligase activity. Gene Ontology annotation, cellular component: cytoplasm; aminoacyl-tRNA synthetase multienzyme complex. Gene Ontology annotation, biological process: prolyl-tRNA aminoacylation; translation; glutamyl-tRNA aminoacylation. The record is from RefSeq and is a predicted model, not a curated record. Bases 1 to 4962 code for a protein of 1653 amino acids. The transcript has 35 exons. Lineage: Eukaryota; Metazoa; Chordata; Actinopteri; Holocentriformes; Holocentridae.